GGCUGUGCCGGGCCCAGGGCACGGCACGGCGCGGCGCGGUACGGCACGGCACGGGGUACGGCACAGGUACCGGGCACGGCACGGCACGGCACGGCACGGCACGGCACGGUACGGCACGGCACGGCACGGCGCGGUACGGGGCACGGCACAGGGCACGGCACGGCACGGCGCGGCACGGCACACGGCACAGGUGAGGGGCCUCGCCGGGAGCAGCAGCCGCCGCGUCGCCCCGAGGACCGGUGCCGGUGCCAUGAAGGAGGACCGCGAGCGCGCCGUCGCUCUGGGUUACGCCGUCACCAAACCUGAUAUCCUGGCCGAGGUGGAGCGGGAGGAGGCGGCCGCGGGGUCGUACGGGGAGCACCGGAGCCCCCAGCCGCGGGCAGCACCCGCCGGGCCCUCCCAAGGGGACUGGCUGGGGACAGAGGUGAAGAGUGAGGAGGGGGUGUCCCCGCUGCCUGGCUCCCCCCCGGCCCCCCACAGCGACCCGCUACCGGCACAGGCCUGCGGCUGCCGCGGCACCUGCGAGCCAGAGCUGCGUCCCGGUAACGGGGGAUCCGUUGCUCCGCUGCCGGCCCUUGAGAGCCAUGGCCGCCGGCCGGGACAGCCGCCGCUGGAGUGUGCCCAGUGCGGCCGGGCCCUCGGGCCAAAGCCGGACCUGGUGCGGCACCGGCCGGCACGUGGCGAGGAGCACGCCGGCACCCGUGGCGUCGGCCUCCCCGAGCCGGCAGGGCUGGGCGCCCUGGGCAGCCCCCGGCAGACGGCCCCGGCGCGGAAGGAGCGGAAGGAGCUGUCUCUGCCGGAGAAGGUGCGUGUGCUGGAGAUGCUGGAGGGCCCCAAGGUGUCGCAGAGCGAGCUGGCCAAGCGCUUCGGCGUGUCGCAGCCCCAGAUCUGUCGCAUCAUCAAGAACAAGGAGCGGAUCCUGAGCGAGUGGCGGCGCCAGGGCCAGCCCGAGCGCAAGCGCCGGCGGGACGGCGGGGACGCGGCCCUCGAGGCCGCCCUGCUGCGCUGGGUCGAGGGCGCCGGCCCCUUCCUCCAGCUCAAGGCCCGGCAGCUGGCCGAGGCCCUGGGCCAGCCCGGCCCGGAGCCCAGCGCCGAGCAGUCGCCCCUCCGCGUGCCCCGGCACCGCGGGAAGCCGCCGACGCAGAGAGCGGACGCGGAACAGCUGGCGGCCUCGCAGGCGAUGCCCGCGUCUGGCCGGAAGAGGAAGGCCAACUUCUCCAAUGACGAGACCGAGACGCUGGUCUGGAAUGUGGUGCGGCAUUUCAGCGCCUUGUACGGGUCCGAGGCCCUGCGGGCGCACCCGGUGCGGAGGAAGCAGCUCUGGACGCAGAUCCAAAGCCGGGUCAACUUCCUGGGCUACACCGAGCGCUCCAUCGACGACCUCAAGCACAAGUGGCGCGACCUGCGGCUCGACGUCAAGAAGAAGAUCACGUCCAAGAAGCACCUGCCCGUGAACCGCGCCGGGGGGCCGCUGCACAAGCCGCGCCUCACGCCCCUCGAGAAGAUGGUGGCGUCCACCUUCCUGCAGGCCAGCCACGACUCCGAGCCCGAGAUCAUCCUGGACCCAGAUCUGUUCUUCCCUGGUGCCAGCAAGCAGCCCUUCAUGCACCUGCAGCCCGGCGUCAGCCACCCCAGCAUCUACAUCGACACCAACGGGCAGCCGUCGGCGCUGCCGGACGUGGAGGGCUCGGCCGUGCCACGGCUGGCGGUGCAGAGCCCCGACCCCUCCGUCAUCUGCGAGUACAGCCGCGGCGAGGGCCAGAGCAGCUCUGCCGAGUCGGGGCCGGAGCUGCGCACGCCGGACGCGUCGGCCAUGUCCCCGUCGCUGCGCAACGAGUCGCUGGUGUCCUACGCCUCCAUGUCGGAGGAGGAGGAGCGGGACGGCCGGGAGGUGGAGCGGGGCGGCCACGGCGGCGCCGGGGGGAUGCAGCCGGGGCCUGAGGCCCCCGCGGCCGCCGAGGAGGACAUGAAGGCGUCCCGCCAGGCCAUGCUGAUCCGGCGCUGCAGCUCGCAGGGCUCCGUCACCUCCCUGCCCGAGGACCCUCUCAACGCCGCGGACGCUCACUCGGACUGGGGCCACGAGGCCGUGUCCGACCUGCCCGCCCUGGCCCGCGGCCUCGACUCCUCGCAGCCCGAGGAGCCGGCGGGGGGCGGCCCGGACGCGGGCGCUUUGCCCAGGGUACUGAUGGGCCCGUCCUGGGAGAAGGGGCCGCCGGAGGAGGAGCCCCCCGCACGCUCCCCGCCGCACGGUGCCAUGACCGAGGAGUCGCUGCCGUCCUCGGCAUCCCCCCCCGGCGACGCGCCCGCUGGCCCCGGCGUGCCCCGUGGGCUCGGCUGCUCCCGGCUGCGCGACGAGCGGCGCGAGAGCUGGAGGACUAACAUCCAUCACCUGCUGGAGCUGGAGGAGCAGUGGGACCAGCUGUACCACCAGGAGCUGGCCAUGUGGCAGGAGGAGCGCGCCACGCAGCGCGAGGAGAGGGCCCGCGACCGCGAGCUCCAGUUCCGCCUGCUGGGCGUCCUGACGGACAUCCGCGACGAGCUGCGCUACCUGCGCCAGGAGCGCGCCGGCGCCCGCCAGAGCCAGGCCCAGGGCCCCGCGCCGCCGCCCGCCCCCUGCCCGGCCCCCGGCCCCCUCCUCGAGCAGCCCAAAGCCGAGCCGGCCUUCCCCGAGCCGCAGCCCGGCCCCGCCGCCUGGGCCGACGCCGCCGUGCCCGCCCGCAGCCCCUUCGGCAACCGCGGCCGCGGGCGGCGUCGGGGCCGACCGCGCGGCUCCGCAUCCAGACACAGACGGCUCUUCCUCGCCAACAGCUAGGGCCGGGGGCGGCCGGCCCACCGAGGACACGGGGCGCCCGCGGGCACGCGCGCGGGGGAGGCCUGGGCCCGGGCCAGCGCGGCGCUGACGG
Colius striatus (speckled mousebird) is the source of this 2903-nucleotide messenger RNA. RefSeq lists its product as uncharacterized. Bases 251 to 2812 code for a protein of 853 amino acids. Gene Ontology annotation, molecular function: DNA binding. Gene Ontology annotation, cellular component: nucleus. Lineage: Eukaryota; Metazoa; Chordata; Aves; Coliiformes; Coliidae. The transcript is spliced from 7 exons. The record is from RefSeq and is a predicted model, not a curated record.